Molecule: messenger RNA, 1270 nt
Organism: Gaeumannomyces tritici R3-111a-1
Lineage: Eukaryota; Fungi; Ascomycota; Sordariomycetes; Magnaporthales; Magnaporthaceae
Exons: 2
Coding region: 341-1045 (234 amino acids)
Source: RefSeq, a predicted model, not a curated record
CGGCCUGCGCGGGCACUCGAACGAUGCAGGUCGCAUGGAGGCGGCGCCGCCCACCGCGGCAGGAGACAACGACCAACAGAUGUGAAGGAAGGCGCUCUGUUAGCGAGUUCGUGAGUCCGCAGCUAGGCAACGAAAAAGGGGGGAGAGAAGAAAACCCGCAAGAAAAAGAAACCCAUUUGUCGACACCAGCCGAGUCCUCUGCUCUUGCACCAGCACAUCCAUCCCCUCUUCUCUCUUCACCCUCGCCAACUCGUCACCCCCUUCUCUGCUUCUCUGUUCAACCUCGCCAGCUCUUCACUCCCCCUCUGCUCUUGCAUCAUCCCCUCCUCCUCUUGCAAAAAUGAGAAUCCCACUCUUCCUUUCACUCACCUUCGCCCUCACGGGCCGUUGUCUGGCCAAGGACGACGACGACCCAGACUCAAAGGUUGAGCCCGGCUGCCAGCCGCACCGGUGGUCAUGGGACGACGAACCAGAAUUGGCGUCACUAUUCAUGGAGCCCGAUGUAGAGUUGCGCGCAGCGGUCGAAAUUAAGCCGGGCGAUGUCAACUGCCGCCGCUGGGACCAAACGACCGACAAUGUUGGCUACUGGACUUGCAAUGAGCUAGCCACGAAACACGGCCUCGAUCUCGACAAGUUUUGGGAGCUAAACCCCGCGCUCGCACCCAGCUGCGAGGCUAUCAAGCCAGCUACCGAAUACUGUGUUCGCGGCUUCAUCGAGCCGCUUAGGGCCAUGGAUGGCAACUGUGGCCCGCAGAACAAGAACGCGACCUGCAUCGGCUCCGGUCAUGGCCAAUGCUGCAACGCGGAAACAUGGAAGUGCGGCGAAACGGAGAACGACUGCUCCAUCGGGGUUUGUUACGAGGGCCUCUGCCCGGGCCACAAGGUCUAUACGACCGACGGCAACUGCGGCUACACCCACGGCUACUCUCUGUGCGGCGGCAAAUGGGGCGACUGCUGUAGCUUUAGUGAGGGCAAGUGUGGGACUGGGCCCGAGUAUUGCGGCCAGGGGAAAUGCCAGUCUGGGAACUGUACCACGUCGGCGUGAUGCUGGAUCAGGUAGUCAACUCACGCCUGGUCGAUACUACAAUGGCCAAGGCUGCAUGUAACUAGGUAGGUACCUUGGUACGUACCUAGAUAUUUAGGCAGAUACUAGGCCUCAUCGCAAGCCCAACCCCUUUUCUACUAGUCACGCAAAAAUGUCAACCAACGGCCAUGGCCUCCAACGACCUCAAGAUUUGGCUCUUUUGCAUGCCUAUUUUUAUCCCAACCC